AUGGAUUCAACACUUGAAAAUAGCAGUGUUGAAGUAAAAACGAACAAACUCGAUGCUUUAGAAAAGGAUCAGCAAGUUGCAGAAGACCUGAACGACGUUAUUCAACCAGUUCAAAAUUCAGAGAAGUCACAAGAUAAUGUAUUCAAUUCAAAUCAAUCGAUUCAAGUAUUGUCAAUCGAUGUUGAGUGUGUAGCUACAGGAUUUUCUCAUUUGGAUCGAGCACCAUGUAGUGUGGCCAUUGUCAAUGAUCGAUGUGAGAUCCUUUUCGAUUCAUUAAUCAAACCAGAUAAACCUGUUGUCAGCGAUCUGUUUUCUUUCACUGGUGUACGAAAAACAGAUCUUCAUCAUGCACCAUCUUUCGAUGAAGUAAUAAAAAAGGUACAUUCAUUUUUCACACCAACAACGUUGAUUGUUGGCCAAUCGAUUAUGAGUGAUGUUAAUUGGAUGAAACUUCAAGAAGGUGUACAUUAUAGUACUCUGAUUGAUCUGGGUGACGAAUUUAGGACGUUUGAUCCUAAAUAUGGCAGUAAUAAGUACUUUUCUCUAGCUCAUGAAGCAGAGGUGCUGUUAAAAAUUGAUCUCAAUGCCACGGGAAGUCAUAUCGCUCGAGAUGAUGCUAAAGCAAGUAUAAAACUGUAUAAUAAAUAUGUGAAGGAUAAAGACCAAUCGAAGCUUCAACAAGCAUGCCAGGCACUUCUUCGUGCGCCAACGAAAAUUCCACUUUUUCGACGUUUUUCUGGUGCCUAUGAAAAGGUUUGCGUGUCUGCAUUUAAUCGAGGAUAUUGCCGUUGUGGACAACCAUUGGUUAGUGAAUUGCAGAAAACACCUGCUAAAAAACGGCGUCAAAAUUCAAAUGAUCAAAAGGAGGAAUUAUCUUCGUCGACGAAUAAGAAAAUGAAAGUCAUCGACCAGAAAAACGAGAUUUGA
Molecule: messenger RNA, 927 nt
Organism: Adineta steineri
Lineage: Eukaryota; Metazoa; Rotifera; Eurotatoria; Adinetida; Adinetidae
Source: the annotation of a GenBank genome assembly